Bathycoccus prasinos is the source of this 1179-nucleotide messenger RNA. RefSeq lists its product with no specific name. Gene Ontology annotation, molecular function: glyoxylate reductase (NADPH) activity; hydroxypyruvate reductase [NAD(P)H] activity; NAD binding. The transcript has a single exon. Lineage: Eukaryota; Viridiplantae; Chlorophyta; Mamiellophyceae; Mamiellales; Bathycoccaceae. The record is from RefSeq and is a predicted model, not a curated record. Bases 1 to 1179 code for a protein of 392 amino acids. Gene Ontology annotation, cellular component: cytosol.
AUGAAGACAACGGAUGACAACGACGACGAGGACAACGAUGAAACGAAUACCAGUGAGAAUAACAUCAUCGUUCGAGUGUUAUUCUGCGGCGAAGAAUUCAUCGGUGGAUUCGAAGCCACGAAACGCUAUACAGAAGCAUCGUCAUCGUCAUCAUCAUCAUCAUCCGAUGGUGUAACGGUAAAAGUCCAAAACUGCCCCCGGGAAAGAGUGAAAGAUAUGAUUCAGGAGUACGACGUGUUGGUGCCACUGAUGACCAGAUUCGACGAAACAGUUAUCAAUUCUGCUGCUGGUAAUGGUUCUGGUGAUCGUGGGAAAAAGUUGUCAAAGUGUAAACUGAUACUACAAUUCGGCGUCGGCUUAGAAGGAGUGGCCAUCGAUUUGGCCACAAAAGCAGGCAUAAAAGUCGGACGAAUUCGCUCGGACUCGAACCCGAACGCAACGAGCACGGCGGAGAUGGGGGUUUUUUUAACACUCGCGGCGUUAAAAAAAGUAAACGAGUGUCAAAUAUCCGUCGAAAAUAAAGUGUUGGGAUCACCGAUGGGGGAGUCGUUGUUCGGGGCGACUGUUUUGUUCGUCGGAUGGGGACGCGUCGCCAAGGCGCAAGCGAAGAUGUUCAAGUUUGGGUUUCAAUGUAAGAUUUACGCGUUGAGACGGAAACGAGAGAGGAAAGGAGAAGAAGAUGAUGAAGACGACAACGAGUUGUUAGAUGGCUUGUACGAGGGCGAUAUUUCGGACGUAGAUUUAGUGGGUAACUUUCCGAGCGGGCGAAAUAAUAUCGUCGUCAUCGCGUGCACGUGUACGCCGGAGAAUAGAAAGAUGGUGAAUAAAACAUUUUUAGAUUCGCUAAAGUUUGGAGAGGAGAGAGUGCCUGGUAUAGUUGUGAACGUCGCCCGCGGCGCGUUGGUGGAUGAACGAGCCAUGCGCGAGGCGUGCGAAAAUGGCAUGGUUUUGUAUUACGCCACGGACGUGUGUUACGACGAACCGGUGGAUGUGGGCGGCGACUUGCUCAGCCUCGGCGAAAACGGGAAACGGGCGUCGAACAUCUUCGUCACGCCGCACGUCGGAGGCGUCACCGUGAACUCGUACGAACGAAUGGGGAAAAUCGUCGCCGAAUAUGCUAGAAAAAUAGUCAAGGAGAAAAGAAUCGAAAGCGACGAGUGCGUGUCUAUCGUCAAUUGA